ACCAGUAAACCUCGAUAUACGAACGGUGAUUAAACGAAGCAUGUCGACCUCAAAGGCAAAGACAAAAGUACAGCCUCUUUCAGAUCAGGAGAUCCAAACAAACUACUCGCGCAUGCAAAGUGACCUCCAGACUCUAGCGGGCAAAGUAGGAGAGCUCGAACAGGAGGCAGAAGAACAUGGGUUGGUGCUGUCGACACUGAACGAGGCACUUGCUGAAGAUCCAGAUCGGAAAUGUUUCCGCCUCAUCGGAGGUGUGCUUGUUGAGCGUACAGUGAAGGAUGUCGUGCCUGCGCUACAAACUAACCGCGAUGGGAUCAGAAAAGUUAUCUCAAAUCUAUCCGAACAAUACAAAGCAAAGGAGCAGGACUUUGAAACGUUCAAACAAGAUUACAACAUUCGACCCAUCCAAAAAGCAUAACAAAGAUCGCCUUAUCAUGGCUACUCACCUUGUCUGUAUCCCAUACCUUGUAAUACGCUAUUUGUACGGUUAUAGAGAUAUAGCUCCUUGCUCACUUGCGAUUCUUUGUAAACCCCUAGCGUGCGUUUCCUCAGGUUCAUCGCCCCCUUCGGUAUGCUCGCCUGCGUGAUCAUGCAUCUUCAUAAAGGGUUCAAAGCGCCAGGUAACAAAGUAGUGUAUCAACAGCAUGCGUAGGCUGUCUGAACUUAGCACUUUUAAAAUAUAUACAUACAUUUGCACCUUGUCUAAAA
This is a messenger RNA of Serpula lacrymans var. lacrymans S7.9, 708 nucleotides long. RefSeq lists its product as uncharacterized. Gene Ontology annotation, cellular component: prefoldin complex; cytoplasm. The record is from RefSeq and is a predicted model, not a curated record. Gene Ontology annotation, molecular function: protein folding chaperone. Bases 41 to 418 code for a protein of 125 amino acids. Lineage: Eukaryota; Fungi; Basidiomycota; Agaricomycetes; Boletales; Serpulaceae. Gene Ontology annotation, biological process: protein folding. The transcript is spliced from 5 exons.